CACUGUUGCAGUGAGUGACACUUUCCUCUUUAGAUAGCUCGUUUUGUGUGUGCGUGUGUGUGCUAUUUUAGAAUACAUUUUUAACGUGCAUGUUCAAACUUUCGUGUUUUUGCACCUAGAACAGAUGAGAUUGCUGCUCAGUUUGAGGCGACUCAAUGCCAUAUUCUCUGCAGGCACAUUCAGAGGCACCGCGAGCUCAGCCGCUAUGAGACUGGUCCAGUUCUGCCAUGGAGGAGAUGAGGGGAGGGUCAGAGUCGGGGUGGAGCAGGCAGAAGGUAAAAGGGUCGUUGAUCUGAAAGCUUUUGACCCCUCGAUGCCUUCCACUAUGAGAGAGUUUCUAGAGAUGGGACAGAAGGGAAUGGAUUGUGCUCAAAGGGCUCUGUCCAGUGGUCAGUGUGUGGUGCCGCGGUCAGAUAUCAGGCUGCUAUCUCCAGUCACUGGCCCGGAGAAAGUGAUAUGUGUUGGUAUGAAUUAUAGAGAUCACUGCCUAGAGCAGAACGCCCCAAUUCCUAAGGAGCCCAUCAUUUUCAGCAAGUUCCCCUCCACCAUUACUGGCCCGUGUAAUGAUAUCAUUCUACCAGAAGAGAGUAAGGAAGUGGACUGGGAGGUGGAGCUGGCUUUUGUGAUUGGCCGAAAAGGGAAGCAUAUUAAGGAAGAGGAGGCCUUGUCUUAUGUUGCAGGAUUCACUGUAGCUAAUGAUGUCAGCGCCCGUGAUUGGCAGAUGAAGCGCAAUGGAAAGCAGUGGCUGCUGGGAAAAACGUUUGAUACGUUCUGUCCACUCGGGCCAGCGCUUGUUACCACUGCAGCACUGAAUGACGUUCAUAACCUGGGGAUCCGUUGCCUGGUGAAUGGAGCCGUUGUUCAAGACAGUAACACCAAUCAAAUGAUCUUUCAGACAGAGAAACUGGUGGCUUGGGUCUCACAGUUUGUAACUCUUUGUCCUGGUGAUGUGUUUUUGACUGGAACACCUCCAGGUGUAGGGGUGUUCAGAAAUCCACCUGUGUUUUUAAAGAGGGGAGAUGUUGUGGAGUGUCAGAUUGAUCAGAUAGGAUCCAUACGGAACACAGUGGUUUAGGAAGAGCACCAAGUUAAAUGCUCAACAUUGACCCAAGUGCCAUAUUCAAUAUCUGUAAUUAUUUUUUUACAUUGUGAAUAUGGAAAUACUGUAUGCAUUUUAAGAAAUUAGCUGCAUUUUUAAAUGUAAAACAGGAUGCUAUGGACUCCUAAAACAAGAACAUCCAUAUUUUUUCUGAAUCUGGCACAAAAGUCUUUAAGGAGUUUAAUUUCUUGUGAAUGUAAAGCUUGUUUUCAUCAGUUUUUUUUCCACACACACAGGGACAGAAUGCAACUCAAGCCUCCAGUAGAUGGCAUUGUUUACUUGUAUACAGUAGCUACUGUAUAUAAUUAUAAGUAUUUGACAAUGUUAAUAGUCCACCCAAAAAUUAAAAAUCUAACAUUAUUUAUUUGCCCUCAUGUCUUUCCAAACCUGCAUGACUUUAUUUCAUCCAUGGAUAAUCACAGGAGAUGUUUAGCAGAAUGUCUGCACUGCUCUCUUCCAUACAAUGAAAUGGGAUGGUGACUAGGGGUUGUCAAGCUUCAAAAGGAACACAAAUGCAUCCUAAAAGUAGUCUAUAUGAUUUUUGCACUAUAUACCAAACCUUCUGAAGCCAUAUGAUAGCUUUGUGUGAGGAAAAUCUUGUUUGAGAGUCUUUUUAGAUUAACUUUGUAUCAGCUUGGACAUUCUCCUAUUAGAAAGAUUCAAGUCAUACAGGAUUCUAAAUAAAGUAAUGAGUAGUAAAUGAA
This is a messenger RNA of Myxocyprinus asiaticus (Chinese sucker), 1803 nucleotides long. RefSeq names its product fumarylacetoacetate hydrolase domain-containing protein 2-like. Gene Ontology annotation, molecular function: hydro-lyase activity. Lineage: Eukaryota; Metazoa; Chordata; Actinopteri; Cypriniformes; Catostomidae. The record is from RefSeq and is a predicted model, not a curated record. Bases 125 to 1075 code for a protein of 316 amino acids. The transcript has 8 exons.